Leptonychotes weddellii (Weddell seal) is the source of this 1975-nucleotide messenger RNA. Lineage: Eukaryota; Metazoa; Chordata; Mammalia; Carnivora; Phocidae. The record is from RefSeq and is a predicted model, not a curated record.
GUAUUACUUAUCUAAAAAAUCACUUCCAGAAAAAUUCUGGCUUGAUCAAAAGGAAGAUGAUAAAAAAUACAUGAAGAGUCUACAGAAAACAGCAAAAAUCAUGGCACACUCUCCUACAAAAACAGCCAGUUACUCAGUAAAGUGGAAGAUAGAAGAAAAAGAGCUGUUUGAACAAGGGCUGGCUAAAUUUGGCCGAAGGUGGACCAAAAUUGCAAAGCUAAUUGGAAGUCGCACUGUUUUACAAGUUAAGAGUUAUGCCAGGCAAUACUUUAAAAAUAAGGUAAAAUUAGAUGGUCCAGAGAAGGAAACACCAAAUGAGAAGAGCAGCAGUGACCUUCAGAUUAAAAAUGAAGAUGAAGGCACAAAGGCAUGGACGCCAUCAGAUUUAAGGGGACGUGCUGAUCCCAACUUGAAUGCUAUAAAAAUUGAAAAGUUAUCUGAUGAUGAAGAAGUAGACAUCACAGAUGAGGCAGAUGAGUUGACUUCUCAAGCUCCCCAAAAGAAUCCUAGCAAUGAUGUCUUACUAAACAUUCCUAAUAGUAAAAGUCAUGAAACCAGUCAAGGGGAAUUUAUUGCUUCCAACCAGGAAGAUUCUGUAUCUGAAUCUUCCAAAGAGUAUUUUCAGAAUAUAAAGCAGGGAGAAAUGGAAGCACUUUCAAGCUCAGGAAGUAAAUUUUGGACUGAAAAACAGAGCGUUAGUGACAAAAAAUCAGCUGAGUUAAAUGAUCAGAAAUGUAAUAAACUGAUGAAAAACUCUGAAAAACAUGAUGGAAAUGGAAUAAUAGAUGCUGCCAGGCCAUUGCCUUCUCCAGAGCCUUGUGAAGUUCAGGAAGACUUGAGUGAUACUGAAGUGCUUUUUCAUUCUUCCUGUCAAAUGGAGGAGAGCCAUGAGGAAGAAGAGCUGAAGCCACCAGAACAAGAAGUAGAAAUAGAUAGAAAUACCAUUCAAGAAGAAGAAAAACAAGCAAUUCCUGAGUUCUUUGAGGGGCGCCAAGCUAAAACACCAGAACGCUAUUUGAAAAUUAGGAAUUACAUUUUGGAUCAGUGGGAGAUAUGCAAACCGAAAUACUUAAAUAAGACCUCAGUACGUCCUGGCCUGAAGAACUGUGGGGAUGUUAAUUGUAUUGGACGGAUUCAUACAUACCUCGAGUUGAUAGGAGCAAUCAAUUUUGGAUGUGAACAGGCUGUGUACAACAGGCCACAACCAGUUGACAAAGGACGAGUCAGAGACCGAAAAGCUACAGGGGAAGCGUACCGGCUUGCACGGCGCCUGCAGUCUGCGCGCACAAGGAGACGUAGGGUCCGAGACCCAUGGGGAAAUUGGUGUGAUGCAAAAGACUUAGAAGGACAAACCUUUGAGCAUCUCUCUGCUGAGGAAUUGGCAAGAAGAAAAGAGGAAAAAUGUAAACCUGUUAAAUCCUCAAAAGUACCAAGACCAACAAAAAGCUCAUUUGAUCCCUUCCAACUGAUACCUUGUAAUUUUUUCAGUGAAGAAAAGCAGGAGCCAUUUCAGGUGAAAGUGGCUUCAGAAGCACUUUUAAUAAUGGAUUUGCAUGCUCAUGUUUCUAUGGCAGAAGUGAUUGGUCUAUUAGGAGGAAGAUACUCAGAAGUUGAUAAGAUAGUUGAAGUCUGUGCAGCAGAGCCAUGUAACAGUCUGAGUACAGGACUGCAGUGUGAGAUGGAUCCUGUCUCACAAACACAGGCCUCAGAGACCUUGGCUGUGAGAGGUUAUAGUGUUAUUGGAUGGUAUCAUUCUCAUCCUGCCUUUGAUCCAAAUCCUUCCUUACGAGAUAUUGACACUCAAGCCAAAUACCAGAGUUACUUCUCCAGAGGCGGUGCAAAGUUCAUUGGAAUGAUUGUUAGUCCUUAUAAUCAGAGCAAUCCUUUACCUUAUUCCCAGAUUACCUGCCUGGUUAUAAGUGAUGAAAUUAGCUCAGAUGGCUCUUACCGUAAGUUUUCAACAAAAACAACUUCA